This is a messenger RNA of Owenia fusiformis, 3710 nucleotides long. The record is from the annotation of a GenBank genome assembly. NCBI's taxonomy places the organism in Eukaryota, Metazoa, Annelida, Polychaeta, Sabellida, Oweniidae.
AGCUUCGGCUAUUUCCGUGUUUUUCCGAAAUUAUGAUGGCGGUUGACAGAAAAUAAGUUGAAGUUGAUAACCUACAAUGAUUGAACAAAUGAGGCUCUGACACACCCAUAUAUACUAUGCUAUAGGACUAUUAUAGGCGGGUAUUGACAUGAUGCUUGUAUGAAUGAGAUCAUUAUAGUUUACAGUACAUUAUCGUUAAAGGGUUUACAGUGAUGUAACAUCAGCUUGAAUAUGAGUCAAAUGACAUCAGAGCAGUUAGACAGGAGAUUCACUUCACCCACAAUGCCUAACUAUAUCAACUGUGGGAGCUCAAGAGAGCGAUCGAGGAAUCGUGGGAAAUCACCUCAUCUCCUCCAGGAUCGGAUCACUAGAUAUGCUAGCCCUAGUCCAUGUAGACAAACACAGAGCCCUGAACAGGUCACCCCUAGGGUGUCUCAAAUGUACAGGACUAGCUUUUCAGCUGUUACAUCCCCUCAAAAAAAGAAAUCCCCAGGGUAUGGCCGAAUUCCAGUUAACUCACGAACUCGGAGUGUAAGCCCAGACAGGAGAAAUCGUAUUGAUAGGGAUUACACCAACAGCCAUGAGUACAUCACAAAUAUAGUGAAUGCCCAGCGGUGUAGGGCUUCAGAUAGAUCAAGGUCAGUAGGACCUGAAAGAAACUCCAGGAUUGCAUCCAUUAAUGUAAAUUCAGUGAAAUCCCAAGGGGCAAAUAUGAGGAGCCCAUUAACAUCCAUGGAAAACUCCAGUCCCAGAAAUCAAAAUGGAAUCCAUGAAAAAACACAUGUCCAAUUUUCAAAUAAAGCAAAUUCUUCUGAAACAUGUGAACCAUAUUUUGUAGAAUCUGAAAUUCUACCGAAGGAAAAGGAAGUGAAAUCAGUGAUUAACAGAGUAUAUGUCCACGAUGUGAACCUUCACUAUGAGAAUGUGGAUGGUUUGAAAUCCCCUAAGAGUCCAGUCACUGAAGCUCUUGUGAAGGAGAUGGUAGAGAGGAAACGCACCCAAGGAGGGCGACCGCCACCCUCCCCCAAUGGAGGGAAAUCCAAAAAAGGUUCAAGUCCAUCAGGCUCGGAGUCUUCAUUGAGAAAAAUUAGUUCCGGUAUAAGUAGUUUUAUACGUAAAAUGUCUCCCAAUAUGCCUCGUAAAGCAGAUAAAAAUAACCAGAAGAGAGGUCAUAGUUUGGACAGUGAUGAAAGUGCAUCUGUUGAAAGUGUUCCUACUCCUACAGGAACACGGACAUCUCGUGCUAAAAGUCCAAAAACAAGGCAGUCCCCUAUUAGACGAUUUUUCAGUCGAUCACGAUCGAGAGACUCUGAUGCUAUGUCUCACGCAUCGACUACUGAUUCUGAUCCAUAUUCAGAUGCGAGUGGAAAGGCCAUCUCACCUUCUCAACUCUCGCACAUUAGCACGGCUGAAUCCCCGAAAUCUUCAUCCAGUUUUUCUCCAUCUGCCAAUCUUAUGAUGAAAUCCCUAGAACAGAAUACAAAUAACAAGUCAGUGUAUCAUGCAUUCAAAAGUAAACAGAGCUCCCCAAAACAUAAUGUUGAUGUCCCCAACAGUUUUAAAGCUGCACUAAAGGCAACAUCUCUAACACAACCUGCUGGCUCUAGAGAUGAUCUACAAGAUGUGGCUGCUAACACAAAGCCAGGAAGUCUCGAUGUGAGUGACCCAACAGUAAUUAUGAGGACGCCUGAAUCUAUAGGAGAAUGCUCUUUAGAUGUUAAAUCUCCAGGGAGUGAACCAUCUGUAGCCAGUGACAGUAGCAAGAAAAUGAUCCUGAGUCAAGACAUGCAUAAUGGGGGCUCAAACUCGCCAAAACAAAAUGGCACCACAAUUACCACAUAUACAGACACUACACCAGCAAAACUACCAUCAUAUGUUAAGCUGAGUUGUGCAGUUAGUGGAUAUAAUAAAUACAAUAGUUACGCAUCACUGACUUUGUCCAACAGUGCGAACCAGGACUCUCCCCCUAGUUCAAAGAUCACUGAACUGAGGACUCUGUCUAAUGGGAGUACGGGUGGUAGCCCAAAAUGUACAGAUAAUCUACAUGUAGACCCACAUAGAACUAGUGAACUGUCUAAUAAUGUAAAUAGGAAUAAUGAACCUGAUGUUGAUGGUGAUGACACAUUUACCACUGGUGCUAGCUUAGAUAGAGACAUUCAAACAGAAGAACUGCCACAGAGGACCCCGUCAUUAGAUUUUCUCAGUGAACGAUUAAAAAACCUUGGGGAUAGUAGUUCAGUUAAGGAUGGGACAUAUUUCUUGGACCUAGUACAGCAUGAGAGGGAGAAAUUGCUGGGUCUUUCUAGUAGAAUUGAGCAGGAUCUAACCACAGAUAUACCUGAGGAAGCUUGUGGUAAGAUUCGUGCAGCAAUUGGCAAGACAAAUCUUCUUACUACUAAAAAGUUUGUGCAGUUCGAAGGCCUGUGUCAAAAGAACCUGCAUGCUCCUAAAGAUGACCCAUUCCCUACAACAUGUGAGGAUCUUGCUGGUUUCUGGGACAUGGUCUCCCUCCAAGUGGAAGACAUCCUUUGGGAUAUACAAGAGAUUGAAGCCAUGAGAAAAAAUAACUGGAAAGAGAUUUCGAGAAAAAUAAGGCGUAGCUCUAGUGGUGCUAGUGAUACUCAGAAACCAGUUGCUAGUAAACAGACACCAGUUAAACCUGGCAAAUUGGACAGUAAAUCUACAAGCAAAUCUGCCAAAGCAAAAGAAGCCCAGAAAAUUCGACAAGAGGCUAGAAAGAGGCUGAUGGCAGCAAAACGUGAAGGAAUGCGAAAAAGGACACGAUCUGGGGGCGAUGAGCAGGAGAUUGAAAUCUACAUCGCUGAGCCUGUCACUAGCCCCUCCCCCAUGUCAUAAUUAUCAUCCAUAAGAUGAAACUCGCCAGAUUCAAUGGUUUAAGAAUAUGACACAUCGUUAGGUGUGAUGCAACACCUUUAUUGUGAAUGCUAUUUGCAAUGGUGCCUUGGGAUUACUAUUUAUUUUAUCAUUCGCAGAUGCCUGUCUUACCAUAAAAAACAUGUGGAAAAAAUGGAGACGUAAAUUUCCUUUAUGGAAGCAUAAAUCUGGAACCUUCUAAUGCCACAUAAAUUACAUGGAUCAAAGGCUAUAUAUAGGUAGUGUCACUUAGCCUAGUAGUUUAUUGAAAUCACAUUCAGCUUUUAGAUGAGACAUUCCUGAGCAAAUGCUGAGGAAUAAACUGUUAAAUCUAAUGUCUGAUUGUCCCUAUUGUAGACACUACUAAUUCGGUAGAUACUACUUUCUAUAGGGAAUGAAACACAUGAUUACAAUUGACCCAUGCGUAUUGUAUUGUAUUUUGUGCACGACAAUAUUUGGUUUGUUUCGUACUUAACAUAGUUGAGACUCCUCCCUCAAUGUGUUCUGAAACACUUACUUGCAGGGAAUGCACCACAGGUUUUUGAUUAGGUCAUAUGAGUUGCGGAACACUCUACCCUCAUGUGCAAUACAUUGCAGACUUUCGCCCAAUGUAUUUGUAGUAGAACAUAAGUUAUAGAUUUUCUAUAUAAAGUGAUGAAGAUGGGGAUACAAUCAAGUGUAUUGAAUGGAAGGGUUUUGAAGCUCAGAUCAGGGAUAUCUAGAAUGAAUAUUUUUAUAGUUUACACGUCUCCAAAAGUAUGUCAGUUCAGCAUGGAUGAAGUUGAUUUCAUCGAAGCCAAUUGGUUGUUUCUGCAUGUAAUUCUGAAAUCCUUAUG